AUGCCGAAGUAUGCAAAGUUUUUGAAGGAGAUCCUCUCGAAUAAGCAGAAGCUUGAGGAUAUGUCUUGUGUGGUGAUGAACGAAAGCUGCUCUGCCAUUCUUCAAAAUCGUCUACCCACAAAAAUGGGAGAUCCUGGCAGUUUCACGCUUCCUUGUUUGAUUGGAAAUAUGUCUGUUAGCCAUGCAUUGGCUGAUUUGGGAGCGAGUAUAAACCUUAUGACCUAUAAGGUUUUUACAAAGUUGGAUCUAGGUGAGCCGUCGCCUACUCGUAUGAGCAUUCGACUAGCAGACCGUUCUAUCAAGUAUCCGCAUGGAUUUGUGGAGAAUAUGCUUAUCAAGAUUGACAAGUUUGUGUUUCCCGUGGAUUUUGUUAUCCUGGAUAUGGAUGAGGACUCUAGGGUGCCUUUGAUUCUCAGACGUCCGUUCUUGAAUACUGCUCGGACCAUUGUAGAUGUAGCUGCAGGGCAGAUUACACUCCGAGUGAAUGAUGAGCAUGUGACUUUGAUAUCAAGCGGUCAAUGCAGCACCCACAGAGUUAGGAUGAUGCGCUAUACUAUGUUGACAUUGUCGACAUGUAUGUGA
Molecule: messenger RNA, 582 nt
Organism: Helianthus annuus (common sunflower)
Lineage: Eukaryota; Viridiplantae; Streptophyta; Magnoliopsida; Asterales; Asteraceae
Exons: 1
Coding region: 1-582 (193 amino acids)
Source: RefSeq, a predicted model, not a curated record